AUGGGAUACCUCUCCUCUCGGCCAUUGAAGACCGACUGGUUUGGAAGCUUGAGACCUCAGCUCCAAACAAAAAGAGUAAAUGUUUACUCUGCCUGUCCAGUUUGCCGUGGGGCUGAGGAAACUAUAGUCCAUGCACUUGUUACUUGUCCAAAGGUUCAAGUUGUAUGGAACCGUGUGGGCAUUGGCACUGGAACUCCUGGGUCAGUCGGCAACAUCAUAAGUGAUGAUAUUGAUAAUUUCUUUGAUUGGUUUGUGAAGAUUUUCAAUGAGGAAAAUAUGGCCAACAAAUUAUUAAUGUCUGCUUUAUGUUGGGCUAUUUGGGAUGGAAGAAAUGAGAUGGUAUGGCGUAAGAAAGAAACUUCAGUAGAAAGCAUAGUAAUGUCGGCAAAAGGUUAUCUUGAUCACUGGACAAGUGCUCAAAAUUCUCUCAUUGAGACAUCAUGGACUGGUUUACAGUCGGGUGAUGGGGCAGAGCUUUGGUGUCCUCCCAUGGAAAAUAGUAUCAAGAUCAAUGUGGACGCUGCUAUGUUUAGUGAAGCAAAUUCUUAUGGCAUUGGUUUAGUGGCAAGAGAUAGACACAGCCCUUUAUUGGAAGCUCGUACAGAAUGCUUUAUUGGUAGAGUUAAUCCUGAAGUUGCUGAGGCUAUCAGUGUGAGAGAAGCUUUAAGUUGGAUCAAAAAUCGUAACUGGCCAAGAGUUGUUGUGGAAAUUGACUGCUUAACAGUGGUUCAGGCUCUACGCAGCUCUAUCCAUAUGGUUUCUUUAUUUGGUCAAAUUAUCAAUGAAUGUAAACAACUCAUGUUAGAGUUGGGUCAUGUUAGUGUUUAUUUUAUUAAACGAUCAGCAAAUGUUGUAGCUCAUAACUUCGCAAGGGCUUCUCAUUUAUAUUCUGGUUGUAUCUUUGGUUUGGAGGAUGUUCCAACCAAUUUGUUACCUUGUUUGGUAACGGAGUUUGAUGGUUAA
This is a messenger RNA of Cannabis sativa, 963 nucleotides long. RefSeq lists its product as uncharacterized. The coding region runs from base 1 to 963 and encodes 320 amino acids. NCBI's taxonomy places the organism in Eukaryota, Viridiplantae, Streptophyta, Magnoliopsida, Rosales, Cannabaceae. Gene Ontology annotation, molecular function: RNA-DNA hybrid ribonuclease activity; nucleic acid binding. The record is from RefSeq and is a predicted model, not a curated record. The transcript has 2 exons.